Phyllotreta striolata is the source of this 4242-nucleotide messenger RNA. The record is from the annotation of a GenBank genome assembly. Lineage: Eukaryota; Metazoa; Arthropoda; Insecta; Coleoptera; Chrysomelidae.
AGUCGGGGCCAGCCUUAUAAUCUGUGAGGUGACGAUGUCGUGACGAGAGCGAUUAUGGGGAACGCUCAGAUCAAACCCCAUCCCCAUCCCCGGCAGCGGAACAAGAAGCAGGUGCAUUGGAAGGCUGCAGCCCGGCCGUACGCCCCGGGAAAACCGCACCUCGUCCCCGACGCGGAGCCCGCCCCCGACCUGGUCACCAUCCGCUGGUCCAAGCCCAUCAGCGACGGCGGCAGCCCCAUCUCCGGCUACCUCGUCGAACACCGGCGCUCCGGCUCCCCGCAUUGGGUCCGCGCCGCGCCGCACCUCGUCCCGCUCCCCGAGCUCACCGUCACCGGCCUCGAGCCCGGCUGGCGCUACCAAUUCCGCGUCAGCGCCCAGAACGCCGUCGGCCUCUCCGACCCCAGCGACCUCUCCGAGCUCAUCACCGUCACGCUACAGCGCUGCGCCGUCGCGGCGCCGCGCGUCACCCAGGAGCUCCGCGACACCGUCGCCUUGGAGAACGCCAAAGCCGAGUUCGUCGUCCACUUCCUGGGCCAGCCGGCGCCGAAGGUGAGCUGGUACAAGGACGCCUUCGAGAUAUUCAGCAGCCGCCGCAUCCGGAUCCUCACCGAGCCCGAUCGGAGCGUGCUAACUAUCCACCAGACGGCGCUGGCCGACGAGGGGGAGAUCAAGUGCACGGCCACCAAUCGCGCCGGUCACGUGUCGACCAAGGCCAGGCUGACGGUGAACGCGCCGCCCACCGUCCGGCUGCCCAGGCAGUACGAGGACGGGUUGCUGUUCGAGAUCGGGGAGUCGAUGCGAUUGAAGGUGUCGAUCGCCGGUCGGCCGGCUCCGUUGGUGUUUUGGACGCACGACGGGGAGUCGAUCAAAACGCACGAAAUCGAGCACGUCGACGGCGCUUCCGUGCUGAAAAUCGACGACGCCAAGCGCGAGGAUCGCGGCGAGUACGCCGUCAAAGCGGUGAACAAACUGGGCGAGGAUGUCCAGUCGUUUUUGGUGACCGUCACCGACAAACCGUCGCCGCCGGGUCGAGCUAGAGUCGUGAUGGCUCUGGGGAAAUCGGUGACCUUAUCGUGGAGCACUCCGCAGGACGACGGCGGUUGUAAAAUAGGCAAUUACAUCGUCGAGUACUUGAGGUUGGGAUGGGACGUGUGGUUGAAAGCGGCCACCAGCAGACAACUCACCACUACCGUAGGCGAUUUGAUCGAAGGCAGCGAAUAUAAAUUUAGGAUCAAGGCGGAGAGUCCGUACGGCAUCAGCGAGCCCAGCGAGGAGACCCAAGUGGUGUUCAUUCCCGACGCCAAAAGAGGCAUCCUGCAACCGCCGCCGCGAGCUAGAAGUCAAUCGAGGGAGCUCGAAGCGAACAACCGACAGAGAUCUUCGUCCGCUCUAACGCCGGAGCCUCCCAAGCGCCCGGCGAGGACGAAAGCCAAAACGCCGGAAGCGUCUCCUCUGCCGAGCAGAAGAGAGCAGGCCAAGCGCGACGUCGAAACCAAACUGAACAAAGAAAUAUUCGAACGCUCCGACCGGUCUUCGAUGGCCAGAGACCUGGCCUACGGAAGUCCCGACAUCAAAAUCAAGAAAGACCUGCAAUCGUUAGAGGCCAGCACCGUCUCGAGCGGCUCCGACCACUCGAGGACUCCUAGUCCUAAUACGAGGCGAUUCAAAGUCACCAUCGAGCCUCCACCGCAACCGACGAAUAGCGAGAGAACCCCGCCGGACGCCCCGGCCAGUCCAGAGAUGAGGAAAUUGAGGCUAUCCAGGGAAAACAGCGAAAACUUAACCGGCAGCUCCGAGUUCAUGCUGGUGCUCUAUCCCGAUGACAAUCAAAAAGGUCAUAGAGAGUACGAUUUCUCUGAAGCCUCGGUACCGCCGCCGAUGUCGCUGUCCGCCCCCGAACUGGGAGCCGCCGGGCCGAUUUUCAACCCGCUCAAGACGAGCGCCAGUUCCUCGGAAAUUCUCCACGAGCGGGCGACGAGCCGCUUGUACGAGGCGGCCAAGGCGGAGGAAAAGGAGCUGGAGAAGCGCCGGAGGUCCGUAGAGAGCAAGGGUAUCAACAUCGACAUACCGAAGAUCCAGGUGAAUUCGAUGGACCGGGAACUGGGUCGGCUGCAAUCGGUGAAGAGGAGAUUGUCGGGCGGUACGACGCAGCAGCUCCGGUUGAGGCGGCGGUUUUUCAACGACGAGGAGGCGACGAAGUCCGAUUUGAGCCGGGAGGAGAAGCGGGCGAUUAUGAUGAACAGGCAGCGAUCGGAGUCCGAGGAAAUGGAGGAGAAACUCUUCGAAGGUAUAAGGAACAAAAUGGCCUUGGAGACGCAAUCCAGCACGGAGAAGCGAAAAAUCCACGUAGCGGAUGAAGAAAAAUGGGACGAAGAUUACAUAUCCAGCACGGAGGAGUCCUCUUACGAGGAGGAGGACGAGGAGAGCCUGCGCAGGAAAUUGUACAAUUACAGCGACGAAGAGGAGGAGGCCGAGGAUCGAACGUACCAUCCGCAAGGAUUGAAAAUGCUGAGCGAUGCUGAUAAGGAACCGUUCGAAAUUCUGACUAAAAAGAAGGAACCUCCGAGUCCGGACUUCGUCCCUAAACCGAUUUUGAAGAAAGCCGACCCGACGGCUCUCUCUCCGCCGACUUCACCCAAAUCGAAGCGAUCCCUUUCCCCGAUUCCCCCGAGCCUCCUCAAAAAAGACAUAUCCCUAGCCGAAGCCUCACUUAACCUUCCUCUACUCCAAAGAACGAUUCCGGAAGAAGAGGUGUCGACACCGACGUCGAGACAGCGAUCCGCUUCGCUUACCUACCAAAACGACUCUUUCUUCAACGACAUACAACCACCUCCGCAACCGAGACAAAGAGCCACGUCCUUGCUACCCCAAGUGGAACUGUUCCAGCAAUCGCUGAUCGAAGAACAGCCUCCAAUCAAACGGGAAAGAUCGUUCUCUUUGAUCCCCAACGAGGAGAAGAGCAUCGACGUGGCGCCGGAGAGUAUUUACAGCUCCGAGAAGCCCGCCAUGUCGUUUCUGAUGCAAACCAUCUCGGCGGCUGCCACCAUAACGGGCAUAACCGCCGCCAGCAUCGUCAUUCCCGACAGGCUGAUAGAGAAAAGAAAAGACGCCGAGGAAGCCAAAGUAGUGGCGGAUCAUUACAGUGAUAUAGUCAAAAGCUACGGCAACAAGAAGAGGAACCCGUUCGUACACAAAAGCCGGGAAUCUCUGCAGAGACUGGACGAGAGCAGGGAAGAAUUAUCUGCUAAAACGAAAGAUGAUAAUAAACCCGGCGUUAAUAAUUACCACGAUCCGUAUUCAGCUUACAGUAGCAGGAAUUUAACAUCGCCGGUUAGAGUUGAAAGUAAGUCGAAUGUUGCUACCCAGGAAUCGAUGCAGACUUCAACUGUAACAUCAUCGCAAGCAGUAGAAGCUAAAUUAACGAAAACUCUAUCACCAGAUCGUACGAAAGACAGCAGGAUAUCCUCUCAAUCAGAUGAAAACUAUAAAAUACCUCAAAGUGACAGAGCAUUAUCUCCUACAUCAUCGAGUAGAACCAGGAAAGCAUCACCCUCAAACUCACCAGCAUCUUCAUCUAAACCUUUCUCACCAGAGCGAUUCCAUCGUAACGACAGAAAAGAGAAAACCCCAUCGCCGUUGAGACCGAACAGAUCCAGGACAACCUCUCAAUCCUCCGACAAAGGCAGCUUGCCUAGAACUCCUCCGGCUUCCUCGGCCCUCCGAAGCACCAGAGCGUCCCCGUCGAAGAGAAAAACCGCCUCUCCUUACCCCGCCAACAGGAGGACAUCGCCGUCGCCGAUGCGCCGCCCGCGGCCCCCCAAGCUGCGGGAGAUCACCACCCAGACGUCCGAGGGGCUGGGCUCGUUCGAGGGGCCGCGGGCCGAGCUGCUGCUGGCCGAGACCGAGGUGCGGGUGCACCGGUUCGUGGACUACCUCACGGAUCUGGCGGUGUUCGCGGUGGCCUGCUGGUUGUAUUUGUUCGAGAGCGAGCUGCUGGCCAUUCCGGUGCUGCUGGUGCUGGUGUUCAGGCAGCUGCAGGCGGAGGUGGGGAAGCGGAUACCCGGUUGGAUGAAGAGGUUGGCGCGGAGGAUGCGCCGGCGGAAGGGCGAUUGAGCGAUUUUUUUUUGAUACGCCUCUUGUAAUAUUAUAAAUAAGUACUUUUUAAUUUGUGUUUUAUAAUAAGUGUAGUAAUUAGUGAAAUAAAUUUACUUGUAAUCAGGGGCCUGUUUCGUAUAACUGACA